GCUGCUGCUGGUGGUGGUGGUGGUGGUGCACCAGCUCGGCUGCCCCUCUACGAGGCACACUGGCACGGGAUUGCAGACAGCUGCCUAUCUCUCCCAUAGCUGGGUCCGUGGAAUCUGGAAUGCAGUGUUCCUUCCUCCCCCCCCCUCCACCCCCCUCCACUCCCACAUCAGCCACCGUGUCAGCAUCAGCAGCAGUACAGAGAGAAGUAGCUACUGCCUGCACUGAGCACAGCACCGGAGAGAAGUCAUCCUCAUCCUCAGCUAGUGGGACAGCAGCAGCAAGCAGAGCCGCAGGGGUCACUGGGGUGGGCAAACCAGGCUGCCUAAAAGUUGGGGAGGGGGUCCCUGUCCCCCCUUCCCCCCUUGUCGUUUGCUCCUAUGUCUGUGGCCAGCCAGCACUGCUCCCCUUUGAUGUUGCACUGAGCUAUGCUGCGCAUGCCUAGCCUCUCAGAAUUACUGCACUGGUCACAAUAAGUUGGAUGUCUCCUGCUCUUCACUGAAAGCCCUGAAUCAUAUCAAAAUCUUAAGGGAUGUUGAGGAUCAAGAGAAGAGGCUACGCUGGCAUCUGGGCAUUCCAAGUUAUCAUAGCCAUGGUCUGUGCACAGAGUGCCAAUGAUCCCAGCAAUAUGUCACUGGUUAAAGAGACUGUGGAUAGACUCUUGAAAGGCUAUGACAUCCGUUUGAGGCCAGAUUUUGGAGGUCCUCCUGUGGCAGUCGGAAUGAAUAUAGACAUUGCUAGUAUAGAUAUGGUCUCAGAAGUCAAUAUGGACUAUACACUGACAAUGUACUUUCAGCAGGCAUGGAGGGAUAAAAGGCUUUCGUAUUCAGUGAUUCCUUUAAAUUUGACCUUGGACAAUAGAGUGGCAGAUCAGCUCUGGGUUCCUGAUACAUACUUUCUAAAUGACAAGAAAUCCUUUGUUCAUGGAGUUACAGUGAAGAACAGAAUGAUUCGUCUUCAUCCUGAUGGCACAGUGCUGUAUGGUCUGAGGAUUACAACCACUGCUGCCUGCAUGAUGGAUCUAAGGAGAUAUCCACUAGAUGAACAAAACUGUACAUUAGAGAUCGAAAGUUAUGGCUAUACCACUGAUGAUAUUGAGUUUUAUUGGCGCGGAGGCAACCAUGCGGUUACAGGCGUUGAUAGAAUUGAAUUACCACAAUUUUCCAUUGUUGACUACAAGCUGCUCUCGAAAAAUGUUGUUUUUUCCACAGGUUCCUAUCCAAGAUUAUCUCUCAGUUUUAAGCUAAAGAGGAACAUUGGCUAUUUCAUCUUGCAGACAUACAUGCCUUCUAUUUUGAUCACCAUCCUCUCCUGGGUUUCUUUCUGGAUCAACUAUGAUGCAUCAGCUGCUCGGGUUGCUUUAGGAAUAACAACUGUUCUGACCAUGACUACUAUCAACACUCACCUCCGGGAAACACUGCCAAAAAUCCCAUAUGUGAAAGCCAUUGAUAUGUAUCUAAUGGGUUGUUUUGUUUUUGUCUUCAUGGCUUUGCUAGAAUAUGCAUUGGUGAACUACAUAUUUUUUGGUAGGGGGCCACAGAGGCAAAAGAAGGCAGCGGAAAGGGCUGCAAGUGCCAACAAUGAACAGCUGCGGAUGGAAAUUAAUAAAAUCAGAACCCAAGGGGCCAACCCAACUGGCAGAACAAUGGAGUUUGAAAGUAUGACACUCCUGCAGUUCCCAAGAAACUCAUCCCAGCCUCUACGGGUAACUAUGGAUCCACAUGAAAAUAUUUUAUUAAGCACGCUUGAAAUUAAAAAUGAGAUGGCUGCAUCAGAAGCUGUGAUGGGCCUUGGUGAUCCAAGAAGCACUAUGUUGGCUUAUGAUACUUCCAGUAUCCAGUACCGGAAAGCCGGAUUACCCAGACACAGCUUUGGACGGAAUGCUUUAGAACGACAUGUUCAAAAAAAAAGCAGACUACGGAGACGUGCUUCCCAGUUGAAAAUUACAAUCCCUGACUUGACUGAUGUAAACGCCAUAGACAGAUGGUCACGCAUGAUCUUUCCUGUGGUCUUUUCAUUCUUCAACAUCGUUUACUGGCUCUAUUACGUAAACUAAGACUUAAUGCCAUACAGUAUACAAGAACUGGAUGCCCGUUCAGUUUAUGUGUGGAACCGGAAGUGGGGCUUAAACAAAACAUAUUCAGGACACAAGCUAUUUUAAAACACCUUAGUUGCUGGCACUUUCCACCGUAGAGUCUGUUGUACAAAUUCAUUCUAAACUCAUUAGAUGAAUAACACUCUUCCAUCUUUCUUAUGACAUUAUUUUUUUUUUCUGUCCCUGAUUAGGGUUUCUUGUUCACUGCAUUUAAGUGAGAGCUAAAGCAACACCAAGCGUAUAUGAUAUGUCUUGAUUAACAUGCUUAAAGAAGACUGACAAAAUAAAAUACUAUAUACAUUUUGGAUGGAACUGAAGAAGUUAUUACACAAUUCUAAAGCUUACCUUAGAUGUGCCAUUUGCUGGAUCCGUUGGGAAUAUAAACUCACUGGGGUAAUACCACUAGCUUAGCCUUCUUGAAAGCUAGGCAGUCCAAGCAGUAGGAGAAAGUCAGAUGGUACUGUAACCCCCAGCGGAUCCACUAAAUGCUACAUCCAAGUAUGAUUUCAUCUCAUCCAACUCUACAGAUAACUAAACAUUUAAAGGCUAAAUUGAAUUGCAUCUGUGUAUUAGUUUUUCAUUACAGCAGCAACACUUUUUUUCCAGUUAAACUUGAGUUUCUAUGUCUACGUAACACCACAUACAUUUGUUUUAGUAGAUAUUUUAUUAUCAGUAAUAAUUUACAUUUCUUCAUUCAUUGACUUAAAAAUGUUGAACAUUUGAAAUACCAUUGACCAAUACUUGCAUUUACCCUUUUUUAUUUUUUAUUGCUUUGCUUAUGGUACUGUAUAUUUUCACUUUUAGUUAUUUGAACAUAUUUAUCUCAUUUAAUUUACCACUUCCUAAUUUAACAGUAAUUAUUUUAUAAGAGCAACUGUUGUGCUUUAAUUAGCAUACAAUGAAUUUUAGUUGAAAUCAUUAACGCAUGAAAAAAAAUUCCUAUAAUCCAGAAAUCCUAAUCAGAGGCUUCACAAAAGAUUUUUAAAUUCCUAAUUGAUUCUUUUCUUUCUAUGGAGCCUAUUUCUUAUUGACCCUUAUUGUCUUAUAUUGCGUUAAUAAGGAAUUUAUUUGGGAGAUCGUUAUCAUUCUGCUCUUGUUGAGACAUUGAAUCUGAAAACAAAGUUUGCCUCUUGGAAUGCACCAACAUCGGACCACACAUGUGCAAGUUAAGGCUACCACAAUGGUAUCUAAUGCAGUGUUGAAGCCAGUACAUUAGAGAUGUCUAAGAUUGUGUAAGCUAUCAAGGGAUCAAGAUCUGAAAAGCUUUAUAUAUUGAAGAAGACUGCAGCACACAUGAAAAAAUUGGGAAUGCAUUAUUCUGCAUUACUUAGCUGAACGCAGGAGUUAUCUAUGAUUAUACCCUGUGCUCAAACCUUUAGUACAAUACAAAUAUAUUUAAACUGAGAGGACUUGAUAUAUAGGCCCCUAAGACAUUGAAAACUUUUUUCAAUCUUCUCAAGGUCAACCACUAUCAAAAAUUAAAUUUUCUGCAGGAAGAGAGAUUUUUCCCUUUUAGUAGUUAUGCAAAGUGAAGCAGGAAUUUGUUUAUGUAAAGUAGUAAAUUAAUGGGGUCUAUAUUUGUCAUUUCCAUUUCUGAUCAUUACUAUGAAUGUAAUAAAAACAGAAUUCCACUGCAAUUUAUCAAGUGUAGCCACUCAUAACACAUGAAACACACAGUAACUGUACUUCUUGGUCAUGGUAUUCCAAAGGUGAUUUAAAAAUGUGUUUAUUGUCAACAUCAUACUCAUCACAAGCCAUUUGUUUAUAUUGUAUCAUGCUUGGGAAACUUGGCAAAUCUUAUUGUUCAUGGAAAGCAUGUACAGUAUACACUACUAUACUAGAAUGUAGAAUUAGUAUACCAUUGGAGGGGGGAAUCAGAAUGUAAACUCAUGAAUAGAAUGUACAUGUUGUAGCUAAUCUGUAUCCUUAACCAAGUGCUACAUGUAAGAGCUUUGCCUGCUUUGUUGAAAUAAGGAACUGUAUCAGCUCCUUAAAUAUUGCAUGCUAGCGUUAUUAGAGGGCUUUGUGUAUAGGGUACAAAAUGUUCCAAGUACGGUACAGCACAUGAGUAGAUAAUUCAGCAUGGUUCAGAAUCAUCUUAUACGUGCUUCUUGCUUAAAAGCCAGCUUCAUUCACAUACAAGCUUGCAUUUCAUGUAAGGGAGAGAUAAAAAGGUAUGCUAUGUUUUUUAUUGCUGGCGUCAAAUAUGCCAUAUUUUUUACUUGCCUUAAAAGAAGAAAUCUCUUGCUAAAUUACUACAUGAAGGAGGGUUUAAAUUGCAACAAAACAUUUAGUUUUAUUUUUAAUUUGUGAUUUUUAUAGGUGAAUCAACUUAUACAGUAGCUACUCUCUUGUCUUGAGGUCAACAGGGCAGUUUUCCCUUACAGCUAAAAAUUGAAGGGGGUACCAUAUCAAGAUGCUGUUGGAAUCUUACUAGAUCCACUACAGAAAUAAAUAUUAAUCCCACACUUCUGUGUGUGUGUAUAUAUAUAUAUAUAUAUAUAUAUAUAUUUAUUAACAGUUUCUUAUAUAGCGCAGCAUAUUCCGUUGCGCUUUACUAUUAGAACAACAGUAAUAGAGCAAAACUGGGUAAAAACAGACAGACAUAGAGGUAUAUAUAUACAUAUCAGUCUUUUGCAUUUUUCAUGUGACCGAAAUAUUAAACCAGAUUAAAUAGCUCUCAUUUUUUGUGGACUAUAUAAUAAUAUUUCCACUGGUGUCCCCCUAUUCUAAUGCUGGCCCAAACAAUGCUACUGUAACUACAUUUAAAUUUUUUGUAUCAAAAUGUUUACAUAUGAUAAAAUAUACGUUUUCAUGUGUUUUUAGCCAUAGAUUUCUAUACCAUAACCUCAAGUUAAAUGUCCAGAUGUUGAGGCAGCUUGCUGAUAAUCAAAUGUGCAUACAUAAUUACAUGGUGCAAGAAAUAAUGAUUUGUUGUAACCCAGUCAUAUAUCAACAGUCUAGCACUUUGCCCCAUAUUAUGUGAACCAAACUGUGUUUUUUACUCUGAAAUCCAUAAGGCUUUAUCAUGACGUGAUUUUAUUUGAGGUUAUGAUAAGUGGUAAAAACUAAAUCUGGCUUUGUAGUAGAUCACAAAACUGUUGAAAGCCUUAAAAUAAAAUCAGUAUGUAUAUUUAAUUAGUUUAGGCUGUAGUGAGCAUAGAAAGAUUAAAUGAUAAGAAUUCUAUUGAAUAUAGAUACAGAAUUUAAUUUAGUGUUGCUUGGGGCCACUUUGCUUUUUAGGAAAAAGCUGGACCAAUCAAAAUAACAAUAUACAUACACAGCCAUAUUCUAAAAGGAAACAUGCAACUGAUACUGUCUUCCUAAUCAUUCAGGCAGAAAGAAAAACGUAUUGGCAUAGAUGCAAUGUCAAACCGUUAUUGCUAGCAAAAACGUUGCGCAAUCUGACAAUCCAGCAAAUAAGGUGUUUUUGAAUGUCAAGGUCGGAGGCAAAGCUUAAUACUAUUUGGUGUUGUUGGUGGGUUUGCAGCAUGUUGCAGAGCAAUAUGUUAAUGACCUCUCCAAAUGUAAAGUUUAAUUAUUGACUUAUUUUAUGGUACAGCUUUAAAGAAAUCUUUGAGACGUGUCUGUAAAUACUUACUGUAAAUGACUGCUAGCAAGUAUGAUAGUAUGCAUUUCCUAAUCUAAGCAUCAUGUGUCUGUGUUUCCAUGACGAAUGCUCUGUUUAUAUUUAAUACAAAUGCAGGGUAUUUAUUGGGUAAAUUAUUUUACAAUGUCUAUAGAUAUAUCCUUUCUCAUUCUUAAAUAUAUAAAUAUAUAUAAAUAUAAAUGUCUGUAAAGAGGUUAUAAAAUAAUAGAGAAUUUUUACAUUAAUUAUAGCAUAUUAUUAUUAACAUUUAUUUCAUUUAUGAGGAAAAAGCACAAAAUGCAUAGCAGUAAAUUAGUCAUUUAGUAAUUCUAUUGAACAAUCAUAAUUUAUUUGUACAUGGUUCUGCAAAAGGCGUAAAAUUCGGUGUCACAUCUCAAUUAAGUUUGCAGUACUUGAAAUGUAGCUUCAGUAGGUGAAUAGUACACAUAUUAAAUGUGUGUAUGUAAUAAAAUGGUGGAUGAUCACAGGAAUAAGCUAAUACCAAUUUUUUAUGGUUCAAUAAAUACAGGAAACUUUUACGUUUGUGAUUUUUGGGGAAAAAAAUUAAACAUAUUAUGUCUUGUAAAUCAGACAUUCUAGACUGCAUUCUAUAAAUACAAAAUACCACACUGGAUGUUAGUACUGUAAAAAACCCUUUGCAACACACAUUAGACAAAUCUACUCAUUGCUUGUCUAUUUCCUAUUUUUUAUACCAAUGCUGAUAACCAGUCAAAUGAACAAUACAUAAAACUUGUUAAACAACCAAGAGAAGCAAAAAUAUGAAGAUUUUUAGAAACUAAGUAAUGUAAGUGUUAUAUAUAUGAAAAUACACUGAUGUAGUGAUGCAUAACAUUUUGCUACAUGUACAUAGGUCAUAGAUGUGAGCAUUCAUUAAAGUUGACCGUUUGUAAAUACACUCAGAACUUUCUUAAAACAUUUUUAACUUCUUAUUUGUACAUAAUGGCAAGGGCAAAUUAUACUAUAGUACAGUAAAAGUGUUAUAGCUUACUUGUAAAUAAUGAAAAAUGCUUUCCUUUAUUUGAUAAUUAUUUUGUGUUAUCUUGAUUUUCAACAAAAACUGAUUUGCUUUAGUGAUUUGGAUAUCAUUAUGCUUAUUGUUUUAUUGUUUUUCAGAGCUGGGCUUUUUCAUACAGUAGAUAUGAGGGUGAAUGGAUAUGGUAUUUUUUAACCACAAAAGAAUCCACACUAACAGUAGAAUGUAAGCAGGUCUAUAAAUUGACAUUUGUGCCAUGUAUGUCAGUGGCUAUUAGUACCACAAACUGCAUUAAAGAUUUCCAUCCAGUUUAAAUGCAUAAGAAUAUAGGAAGAUUGCAUUAUUAAGAAUCCUACUGUAUGUUAUAAAAAAUGUCAUUAUCUAUUGACAGUACAUCCAUCUCCUCUAGCCCCAAAGUGCGGUGUUUUGGAAUUAUCCUUGACUCCUCCCUCUCCUUCAAACCAUAUAUUGAGAACCUUUUGCAGUCCUAUCAUUUCCAUCUAAAAAAUAUUUCUGGGAUCAGACCCUUUCUCACUCAGGAUGCUGCUAAGACCCUCAUUUACUCACUUGUCAUCUCUAGACUGAACUACUGUAACCUCCUCCUACAGUAUCUGGCCUCCCUGACUCCCACCUUUCCACUCCAGUCUGUCCUCAAUGCUACCACCUGGCUCAUCUACCUCUCAAAUCUACUACAUCUGCCUCCCCUCUCCUACUAGCCCUACACUGGAACUCUUCCAGUUCAGAAGCCAAUUCAAGAUUCUUGCACUCAAUUACAAAGCCUUCAUCCAAUCCACUCCCAUUUUCAUCUCUGACCUUCUCUCCCUUCACACUCCCACCUGCCUUCUUUGCUCCAUAAAUGAAUGCCAUCAAUCCUGCUAGUUGAUUACUUUUUCCCACUCCCUAUUCCUAGAUUUUGCUUUUGCUGGUUUCUACCUCUGGAAUUCUAUCCCUCUCCCUAACAGAAUCUCCACCUCUAACCAAAACUUCAAAUGAGCUCCUAAGCAAUCCAGGUGUCAUACUAACCCACACGCUCACUGCCUACCCCAUCUGUGUCAUCUCUGUCUCUGCUUUAGAAAGUAAGCUUCUGUGAGUAGGGACCUCUUCCCUCAUAUGCUUUUCCUUCCCCUACUUAGAAUAUCAUCUACUCCAUUCUCCUUCCAAUGACACCUAACCCUUGGGUUCUGCCACUUUUUUGAGUGUUUAUUUGAAUGUUUAUAAACCAUGUACUUGUUCUGCAUUGUCUUGUAUUGUAAGUCACUGUACUCUUGUUUUGUUCAUAUAUUUAUGUACGUUGUAAGGCACUGCAGAACCCUUGUGAGGCCAUAUAAAUAAUAGAUGAUGAUAAUAAUAGUAAUAAUAAUAAUAGGACUUUAAAUAUACAAAAAUGUUAUUUACUUCAAGACACAAGAUAGCAUAGGAAAAACAUGAUGAAAUUAACAAUUAAGAUAUUUACAGUUUAAGACUUUCAAAAGGAUGUUUAUAAUACUACUACUUCUACUACUACUACUACUACUACUACUACUACUAAUAAUAAUAAUUAUUAUUAUUAUUAUUAUCAUCAUUAUUCUAUAGGCAACACAACUUCACAAAAAACAUUAUAUAUUACUCUUGUGAAACUAUACAUACACAACAUAAUUACUUAAUUUAGAACACUAAUAGUCAUUGUCUUCCAAAGUAAGAUCUUCAACAAAUUAUUUUAUAAGAACAUUGUAUUAUGAUUUCUAAAAAGAAUUUGAUUUAAAAAAUAAUUGUGUGCAAAUAUGUGCCUUAGUACCUCUGUCUUUAGCUUAUAAUUAGUUUCACUGUAAACUGUUCUCUAAAUAAGGGUUUCUUAACAUAAAAUUUGGGAAUGAAAACAUCGGUCACAAAGCCUGCAUGGUACUCAUUUGAUUUCUUAUUAGCAUGUACUGUCACAUUAGUAUUAUGCUUUAGCAUCAUUAAGUCGAAAAAUUCACUUUAGCUAAAUAAUAAUUUUUAUGUAGUACUAAACAUUGGGUUGAUAAGCUAACUUACAGACAUUAUUUUAGUCCUGGAAACAGAGCAAAAUAGGUUGGAUUCUGACCAACACUGCCAAAAUACCCUGUGCUAGAUACUGUAAAAGUAAAAAAAUAUUUUGAUGUUCAAUUCCUAAUUAUUAUAUAAAAUUAAAAUUUUCAUAAAUUUCAAAAUAUAUUUACAUUAGUAGUAGUCCCUUUGUACAGUAUAACACCAUAUUUUAAUUGCUAUUAAUUUAAUAUUGAUUUAAUGUAAUGUGCUGUUGAUUUACUAAAACUACUUGAUUUACUAUUUUACAGUAUGUACCAUGAGGCUUAAGGUAAUAAAUGUAAUACAGUAUUGUAGUGUAGAGUAGUGGCUUGAGAAUAAGGUUGUGCAUUAAUGUAAAUGCUAUAAUAAAUAUAUAAAAAAAUGUAUGUAUUAAAAAAGCAGUACAAACUAAAUAUAGCAGAUAACUUAAAUGCUAUAGUUUGCAAAAGUCUCAUAAUAAUUUUUAAAAUUUAAUAGUCUACAGAUACACAAAAAAUUGCACCCCAAAGCUACAAAAAUAAGUGAAUAGAUGGUUAACAAAUAGUCCAUAAUGAUGACACAGGCAGUUGCUCAUCUAUCAGGGAGUGUAACUAAAACAGGGUAUAAGUUGUUGCGCUCUCCACUAGACUGCCAAUGCUAUCAUAAAGCUCCUUGGAACCCUUAAAAACCACUUAAUAGCUAUGCUAUUGCUUUUACCAUAAAAAUGAAAAGCAAUGCCUUUUCUGUAAAGCAUAAUUAAAUGUAAUACAAGUCUAUGAAAAUAUGUAUUACAUUUCUAUUAAACAAAAAUAUGAAUACUUUAGUGGAAAUGGAAUAUUAUUUUACCUUGAAACCCCAGAUAUUAUUUUACAGAACUUUGCACCUGUUUUUUUAAGUCCUUCCCACCCAAGGACAGCAACACUGAUACUGAAAUAUUUUGCUGUCAUAGCCCCUCUGACUGGCAGUGUGCCAAUCCAGAAUUCCUUUUGUCUUUACAUUACCAUUGCCGAGUAACAUGUUUGGCAGAGGCAUUGUUGCCAGCAAUUAGUAAAGUAGCUGACUUUGAGGAAUGUGUACGGUUAGAGAAACCCUUGAUUUUUUAAACUCAACACUCUUUUAAGUUUAACUACAUUCACUUUAUACAUUAUAUUAUAUAAGGCUUUGAAACAACAUGUGUUUAAGUUUAAGCAACCAUACACAGAAACAGAAUGUCUCUGUCCACAUUAAGCUACAGGGGUUUAAUAAAAAUGACUGGGAUUUGGGAUGCCAACGGUCACAUGACUGACACCAGCAUCCCGACCAUGAGACUUCCGAUAGGGGUCGGGGUAAUUUUUUUUACCCCUUUCCUGUCCCCUACCCUAACCCUCCUGGGGUUGCGGCUAGGGCUAAGAUUCGGGGGUGGUGGUUAAGGCUAAGACACUGAAGGUGACAGCUAUGGCUAACCCCUCCUCUAGUGCCUAACCCUAGCCCCCAUACCUAUAACAGUCACCCUGAUACUUACCUUCAGGAUGUUGGCAGUUGGUGUUCUGGCACCAGGAUUCCGAGUGGUGUCAGGAUUCAAGCAUUGGUCACAUGACCACCGGCAUCCGGACUGCAACGAUGCAUACCACAUCCUGCUCACAGCUGUAUGCUGAAAACAUUUCUGAUUCAGAGUAGGGCACAUAUUUUGCGAAAAAAACUGACAUUAAAUGUGCUGAAAAUAAGAAAUUUACAUGAGUCGGAUCUCUAAAUGCUUCUUUUCUACAUGAUUGCAUAUGCUUCAGGAUUCCAUAUGCACCAGAACUACAUACAGCAUGUAUUAAUUGUGUCCAUCUCUGGCAAAUGCAAUAAUUGGCUGUGUGCUUGCAGUGGUACAAAUGAAAUGGAGUUAUUGGACUUGAGCAGUGAAAUAAUGAUUAAUUAAUAACACUGCCUAAGCUAUCACUUGCCACUUUUCUACAUCUGAGUGCAAUGGGAAUGUUUUGCUUCAUUGGCACAAUGACUGUAAAUAUUAAAUCAAUAUAUCAACAAUAAUAAAUUCAUAGCAGCAUAGAUAAUAUAUAUUAGUACCACUAGUUCAUAUUAUCAAAAUAAUCAUCAAUGGCUCAGAAUGUCCAGGAAAGACACCCCUGAGAAAUUUAAAUCACGUGAUCUGGAACCUCCCGUCCCAGUUUUAUGGCUGUUCAAUCCAAGUAGCUGGCUGACACAUUUUGUCUAUAGGUUCAGCAUUAUUCCUCUAUUAUAGCUGCUGAGUCCUGAAACUAGUGCUAUAGGAACUUUUCUUUAAUGAUAACCAUAAAGCAGUGGUUCACAGUAUUUUUCUCACUGCACCCUUAGGCCAAAAGAUUCUUAUUGAGAAAUUCAGAAAAAAGUAUUAAGUUAAGUAAAAUAUGCCUUCCUGUCAUCCUUAGGGUCAUUUGAUCAUGGACAGGGUUGAACUUCUGCUUGUCCAUAAUCCACCAGAACUGGUAUUGCCUCUCGCAUUGACAAUAAAUAAUAUUAUUUGGUCGUGGACCACUAACUCAUGGCACCCAUAUAUGUGCUCCAACCCGUGGAACCGCAGGGUGCCACAUAAUCCAAUUUGGGAACCAUUGCAUUAAAUUUAAAAGUAAAAACUGUGAACUGCCAUAUAAUAUAGCCACAGUAAAAAUUAAUUAAACACAAUUAGCUGGAGACUGUAGGCUAUAGCCAGUCAAAUUGUAGCAGAUGAGAAGCACUUGGUUUAUGCAGCUGUUCUUUAUCAUCAUCACUGUGCAUUUUGAACCAGUCCUCCAGCAGUCACAAGUGAUAUUGCCUCCUGACAGGUGUAUGUGCUCCUGUAUCCACAUCUGCCUCAAGUUGCAUUUACAAGAAAAUGGCCUUAAUGUAUUCAGCCAAAUUGGCAUACAGAUAGGAGCUUAAGUAUUUUUCAUCUGCAUUACAGAAAUAUAUAUUUUAUGCAAAAAAAGGAUGCAUAUAUGCAACUAUAUUUGAGGCCAUCAGUGUCCAUGCUAUGCUAAGUUUGAAGUGUGUUCAGCAACUUGUUGUAAACAGCUGGGACUGGAAAUAUGUCUAAUUAUCUUCUAUCAUGUGAAGCAUACAUGAAAUGCUACUAUAUAAAUGAUAUUGAUCACAAAAUAAUGAGAAACAAACAUUAUCCGACAGCAUUAUCAUCGACACUCAGAAAUUCCAUGUGUGUGCAGCCUUAGAAAAAUUGCACAGAGAUUAUCUGACUUUCAAAAUCCAGUGUGAAAGUCAAGUUAAACAAAAGAGUUGAAUUUUGUCAUAGAUCCACUUUCAGUUCAGCAAAAAGCAAACAUGUCUACUUUUAAAUUUUAACUGAUUUACCAUGGAAAAACUGAUAGAUAGCCACAUGCAUAUCUGUUUCUUAAAACUUAAUCUGGAUGGAAACUUUUAUCUUUGUAGUUCUUUGACCACUGACAUAUGUUCUAUUUGCAUGGGUGUUUAUGCAAUCAUGGUGGUACUGCUUGUUUUGUAUAUAUUUUUGACUGUAAUUAAGUCAAUUGUGGAUGUAGAACAUUUUCAAAAUAUACAUUUAAUUGUUGGUAAAAAAUGCUAUGUUUUUAUUUCUAACAAUUUUGGAUUCUUGCCAAGGUCUUGAAAGGGUAAAAUAAAGCAUUAUAGCAUUGACAAACCCAACACUACCGCUCACGUUGAAAGAUUCAAGAUGACUGAAUUGAGUAAUAUCCAUAGAACCUACUGUACUAUAGACAACUUGUUUAUUUCAGUAGCAUAAACCAUGAAAUAUGAAUAUAUAAAUAAACAUAUAAAAGCUACUGCAUCCUCAGGUAGAAAAUUCCACAUGAUGCAUUACAUUAGUUUUAAGUCUUCCUUCAAAAUCAAUAGUGUUAUUUUGUUCUCUCAAUAUGCAUAUACUAAUAAAGAUGUAACUGGAAUGGUGCAUUUAAAAUUUGGAUAUACUGCUCUCACAUACUGUAGUUCUAUAUAAAUUCCCUUAUGGAUCUUAAUUUUAAACAUAUAUUCCACCAAUACUGUAGGUAAGUCCUUUUAUUAAGCACAUACAGACACACAAUGGAUCAUGUGAGCACAAAUAGUAUAUCUUUCCUUUGGAAAAACACAGCUAAAAUGCUUGAUUCUCAAAAAAUAAAUGAUCCAAAAUAAAAAAUACAUCAAUAUAUAUGUAAAUUUGUUUUAUAGUGCUUAAUAGAAUUACCAAGCAAAAUGGUGUCAACCAAUUUAAAUAAAGAAGUGGGCUUCCAUUUUUUAAUGUUCUCAUAAUUACUUUGCAGAAGUAAGAAAGAAGAUCUUUUACAAAAUUAAUAUUUUCAAUUCACCUGGAAAUUUAAUUUUGUGUUUAUUAAAAUGCAUUUUUGCACUUUAAGCUUGGGAAAUAUAUGUGCUUAUUAUUUUACUGCUAUUAUAUUUUAUUUAUUUUCCAAGUGUUUAUGUUCAUUCUUUUAAACUGUAAAAUUAAAUUCAACAAUCAAAAUAUUUUAAAUUUAUUUGAAAUAGAAAAAAUGACAAGCAUACUGUACCUUUUCAAAAUAAUGUUGUUAAUGGAAAUAAUAAAUAGUUCUCACACUCUUUAACAACUGUAUACAAAGUAUGGAAUAAGAUUUUAAAAUUGUUGGAAAUGAUUUAUAUCCACAUUGCUUUCUUACAGCAGCAUUCAUCAGCCUUAUAGAUUACAUUUUAACCUUUCUUAUAUGCACAUAAUGCAUUUUUCUUCAAUGGUUUGGUACAGCAAAACUGUAAUGGAAACUAGAUUCCAAUUUAGUCUUCAUAAAAAAGACUGCCAGCCUCAUAAUGUAUGAGGUAGUAAACAUAUGAUUGUAAAUGAGUAGUGCAUAAAAGAUAUUUUCUUGAAUUUCUUGCAAACAGUUGCAGCAUGUAAAUAUAUAACAAUGUUGGCUAGUGUGUACUUCUUGAAUUCAAAGAUAUAAAUAAAGGACUAAAUUAAAA
Molecule: messenger RNA, 13582 nt
Organism: Pseudophryne corroboree (corroboree frog)
Lineage: Eukaryota; Metazoa; Chordata; Amphibia; Anura; Myobatrachidae
Gene: GABRB2
Product: gamma-aminobutyric acid type A receptor subunit beta2
Exons: 10
Coding region: 531-2054 (507 amino acids)
Biological process (GO): signal transduction; chemical synaptic transmission; regulation of membrane potential
Cellular component (GO): synapse; neuron projection; plasma membrane
Molecular function (GO): extracellular ligand-gated monoatomic ion channel activity; chloride channel activity; neurotransmitter receptor activity
Source: RefSeq, a predicted model, not a curated record